Molecule: messenger RNA, 664 nt
Organism: Candidula unifasciata
Lineage: Eukaryota; Metazoa; Mollusca; Gastropoda; Stylommatophora; Geomitridae
Source: the annotation of a GenBank genome assembly
AUGGUCUCACUGCUAACGAGUGUUGCUCCGUUGAUGCUGUGUGUUGCCAUAGUUUGCCAGCAUCAGCAAGAAGGACAGAAUGAUUGUCCUCUGACUUCCAACAAAUGCGACCUGCCUUGUCUUAACACAACACACUGUAUCUGUCCUCGUGGGUUCGAAGCCGUGUCAGGGGUUUGUAAAGAUAUCGACGAGUGUGCCAGAAACAUCGCAGACUGUGAUCGGCUGUGCCACAACCACGCCGGAAACUUUUCUUGUAGCUGCGGCGACGGCUACCAGCUGGCCGAAAACGGAAGAUCUUGCAGCUUCGAUUGUCCGCGUUGCGUGAAGUCUAACAACCAAAACGGGAAGCUUACAUGUAUCAGUGGGUACAUGCUGGACCCACACGAUAGCGCAUAUUGUAUUGACGUCAACGAGUGCAACACGACAACGCCCCGCUGUAACACCACAACCGAGUUCUGCCUGAACACAGCAGGUAGCUACGAGUGUGAAUGUUCGCGGGGAUUUGUAAAUUCUGCCGGCAGUUGUCUGGAUAUCGACGAAUGUUCAGACCGGACACAUCCACACAACUGUGACACUGCGACGGAGGUCUGUGUGAAUGGGUACGGAGGUUUCAAGUGUGACUGUCUGUCUGGACUCCAGCGAAAUCAAACAAGCAGAUGUGAAG